AUGAUGAAUCAGUGGAUGAUUUUCUUGCAGUUAUUUUUCUUACAGACUAUUGUGUUUGUGUCACGUCUCUCGGAGCCCCCGGAGAACUCCUGCUCCCAUCGCACGGUUCCCCGCCCGGCGGAGAAAGCUCUUCCCCAGGGAAGGUGUGAUGCUGGGCACGGCGUCCCGCCCCCCCAACCCGCCACUGGGGCAGCCCGACACCCCCCCUUCACCACGGCGGGCAGCGCCGUCCGCCGCUCGUCCAAGAGCUCUUGGGGGGCCGGGGACGAGGCCAGCCGGGGCGGUCGGCUGUGGAGAGCUCUGCUGCACCGCGUCCCGCCGACUCUCGCCGCCCGCAGCCCCCGCAUCGGGAGGCGCAGAUCCCCACGACGCGGGGAUCCUCUUCGCUUCCAGAGGCCUCCCCGCGAAACUUAUUCUGCCCUCACAGGCGGACUCCCCGCGGCCGCCACCCCCGACGGCACCGGGAAGAUUCCCGUCGCUUACCUGGCGGCUGCCGGGGCGCUCCCUCACGGCGAGCAGCAGUGGGGUGCGCCGCAGCCGAGGCUGCCUCUGCCGCCACCUUCACAGCCCCCUCCCGAGAGUUUGGAUCUAUCAAAUUCCUUUGGAAGGGUGGACCUGCAUUUCAUCAUAAUUCAAAGGAACCCAGCUGUUGUCCUCCACAGGGGCCUGUUACCUGGUGCAGUAGCGCCUCACAUGCCCAGGUGA
Camarhynchus parvulus is the source of this 705-nucleotide messenger RNA. RefSeq lists its product as uncharacterized. The transcript has 3 exons. NCBI's taxonomy places the organism in Eukaryota, Metazoa, Chordata, Aves, Passeriformes, Thraupidae. The coding region runs from base 1 to 705 and encodes 234 amino acids. The record is from RefSeq and is a predicted model, not a curated record.